AGUGUGACAAUACCUUUCAUAGCAAACACAGACGUUGUUGUUUAAAAAAGUGCCAGAAAUGAGCUAGUGACUGUUUUCGAGUGGUACUUCUUAGUGUCAGAGUGUUCUAGUGUAUAUUGCCAGUGUUUAUUUUAGGUAAUUAUUGUUUUGUAAGCGCGAAUUAAACGUGAGUCCAAAUGUGGGGCAGGUGUACAUGACCAAUGGCUGAGAGGAAGUGGCGGCACCUCGUGAAGAUCGCGACCAGGAGGCGCAGGUUUGAGCCUGAACGAGUGGCCAGUGAUACUAGUCUUAGAAGAUGUCUGAACUGUUGGGACCUGACAUCGCUGGGAGUGGGCAGUACGUUAGGUAUCGGCGUGUACGUGCUAGUGGGAGCAGUAGCUUUGAAGACAGCUGGACCUUCGAUCCUACUGUCAUUCCUCAUCGCUGCAGUCACCUCGUUGUUCGCAGCACUAUGUUAUGCGGAGUUAGGAGCUCGGGUGCCACUGGCAGGGUCGGCGUUCAUCUACACAUACGUAACCGUAGGAGAGAUGGUCGCCUUCAUGGUCGGCUGGAACAAUAUUCUUGAGUUCAUUUUCGGGUCUGCGAGCGUGGCCCGAGGUCUCAGUGCCUACAUAGACGCAGUGUGUAACCACGCCAUGUCAGAUUGGCUGACGUCCGUCAUGCCCAUCUCCGAGUCUUACGCUAUCUCCUCCUACUUCGACCUCUUCUCCUUCCUCUUUGUUUUGGCAAUGGGAGUUGUGAUGUCGUUCGGAGUGCGCGAGUCUUCCACAGUCAACAACGUGUUCUCCGCCAUCAACAUCCUCGUCAUAAUCUUUAUAGUCAUCGCUGGAUCGUUCAAAGCAAACUCUGCGAACUGGAAUAUUCCUCCGGAGCAAGUGCCAGACGGUUUUGGUUCUGGAGGGUUCUUCCCGUACGGUGUAUGGGGAACUCUCAAAGGUGCUGCCAUUUGCUUUUAUGGAUUCGUCGGCUUUGAUGUCGUCAACUCUUCGGGAGAAGAAGUGAAAGAGCCGAGUAAAACUAUACCAAUAGCGAUCCUGUCGAUCCUGUUUAUAGUGUUCGCGGCUUACGCUGGUGUGAGCAUCAUUGUCACCAUGAUGGUCCCGUAUUAUGAGAUGGUAGCUGUGGCCUCAGUGUCGACGGCUUUCAGGCAUGUGGGGUGGGAGUGGGCGCGAUGGAUAGUGACUGUUGGGGCUGUUUUCGGUAUUUCCACCAGUUUGUUCGGCGCGUUAUUCCCCCUGCCUCGGCUGCUGUACUCGAUGGCUAACGAUGGUCUCUUCAUCCACUGGUUCGGCAAAGUCUCCAGAAGGAAGUCACCUAUCAUCGCCACUAUUGUACCCACUGCUAUUAUUUCAAUCCUGGCAGCUUUCUUGGAGUUGGAGCAGCUAGUGCUGAUGAUGUGUAUUGGGACCCUGUGCUCCUAUACGAUCGUCGCCACCUGUGUUAUAUUACUCAGGCAUCGCUCAGACUACGUCCCGGAGGUAUCAGCUCCUCUGAUGAAGCAGAUCAUCGGUCUCGGAGGCAGGACAGCUACGAAGACCACCAGUAGGGUCAUCAAUGUGGCCAUGGUUGUAUACCUUUGUAUAUGCCUAACGAUAGCUCUGGUGGUAGUGAACGCAGCGGAGCCUUUGAUUCCAGCCAUCAUUCUGCAUGUUUUCAUGUUACUUAUCGUCCUUAUUAUGGCUGUGCAGCCAUCUAGCAAUGAGAAACUGGCAUUCAAGACUCCACUCGUGCCAUUCAUACCCUGCCUCAGCAUAUACACGAACGUACAUUUAAUGGUCAUCAUCAACAUUCAUACAUGGAUCAGAGUUAUUAUAUGGAUUUUAUUAGGUAUACCAAUUUACUUUAUAUGUAUAAACUGCUAUAAGCAAAACGCAGGCAAAACGGUACAAGAGGAUACAAACAAUAAACCACAUGUAAAUAAAAAUGGAAAAUCACCUACUGUACAAAUUGUAGUGGAAUCACCUACACCUCCUCGUACGAUGGCACGACCAGAUGAACAAAUGGAGGAGUAUGAUGAAGAAAGAGAAAUUCAUAGAGAAUUGAAAGAUAAAGUCAUAGGAGCAAAGAAAAUCGAUGAAAUUAUUGUACAACAGGUUCAAGUAGAAAACAAUGAGGAAAAAGAGGCUAAAAUAAUCGAUUUAUUAGAUCAAGUCCUACAAGCCGAGGAAGAUACUUACAGUGAAGUUAUAAGCUUAAAAGAAACCAAAGAUGAUGAUUCUACUUCAGGCGGAGUUGCCAUAAUACCUCACAGGAAAUCUUUAAGUGAACUGUCCGAUGCAGAAUCCGACGCGUCGUUAGGUAAUCAAGUGUUAUCUAAAUAUGACGUGAUUGCUCAAGUCCACAGAGAAGAUUUGCCAAAAGUAAGCGAGGAAGAAGAAAGGAUAGAUAACAAUGAGGACAAUAUUCCUUUCGAAGAUGAAGAAAUAACAGCAUUUAAUGAUAGUGACACUAAUUCCCGUACAGAUGAAUCAGGAUAUUCUGAUACAAUUGAUAGACAAGCAAGUGAAUCGUUGGAUGAACCUGCGCCUAAUAUACCACCUCCACCGCCUUUUGAUGAAAACUUUUUUAAGAGUAAUUACACUAACUAUAACAAGUUUUAUACAGUAAAUGCUAUGCAUCCUAAAAAAGAACCACCACCACCACCAGAGGAAGAUGAUGAAGAUGUAACUGAACCUAGAGUAAGCAUACAGUCAAAUAAUUCACAAAGUGAUGGUAAUAUGAGAUUUGGUAGUGAUAGACAAAUCAAAUUCAUGUCAAAAUUGAAUAACAUUUUCCAAAAAAACAUCCCUAAUGAUGAUGAGGUAGAAAAUGAACCAAGAAGAAGAUCACAUUCAACAGGAAAUGCACCUGAUAUAGAACAAGCAGUGAAUCGUGAUCGACCGUCAUUAUUUUUGGAUUUAAAGAAAGAGUUGUUGUCUAGGGAUGCAGCACAAAAUCUGCGUCCUGUCAACGCAGAAGUUAAACCGCCAGAUGAAAAGGCGUCGCAAAAGGAGUCCGAAUCAUCGGAACCUGAACCAGAAGAAGAUCAAUCAUUAAGUAGAGCAGAUUUAAAGAAUAAGUUAGAAAAUAUAUUUGCGGUGGGAGGUCCACAGCUCAUUAAACCGAGGUUGAUGAAGUCUAACCCACCAACACCAGACGAUUCUAAUGCAACAGAUCACUCUAGUACAGAGAGUAUAGCAAAGUUACCGAAAAUGGACAAAAAUGAUACAUUAAAGAGACAAAGAGCAAAGUUCAGUGAAGUUUUGAAUUCAUUCCGGUUUAGUAUGAAUGCUGAUGACCAAGUGUAACUUGUUUAGAAAGUGAUAUUAAGGGAAGCAGUACAAGUUUAUGAACUUAUUGAAGAACAGUGUGGCUUGUUACGUAUUGUUGUUUGUUCCCAACUCACAGAAGUAACCAAGGUUUUUGAUUGGCUUCUGUUUAUUGUAAAUCAACUAACUUUCCUAAUAUUUUGAUACCCAUGCUAGUACCUAGUCGUACGAUAAGUGCCUUAUUUUGUAAUAGAUAUUUAUGUAUGAUCGGAUUCAUGAUUUUCAUCUUUAUCGACGUUAAAUGCCAUUUCAUGUUCGAACCAUUUCAUAUGGUGUGCUUAGUGUUAUGUAAAGGCUAUAAUCGCAUAUCAUAAAUCUAGGGAAACUGUGUUUGGAAUGUAAUAUCGUGCAGUGAAUAUCUUGUAGAUACGGAUACGAAUUUUAGUUUGUAAGUAGUGUGUUUUCGAAAUAUAGAUAAUCAAGAUCAGUAAGACUGACGGGACCAUUGUAGAUGACUUGUCGAUAAAUCCAACAGUGAUCCAAGAGUGUAUGUAGUCACAAAUUGUAAUAAAAUACUAAUUUAAGUUUUAA
Molecule: messenger RNA, 3839 nt
Organism: Spodoptera litura
Lineage: Eukaryota; Metazoa; Arthropoda; Insecta; Lepidoptera; Noctuidae
Product: high affinity cationic amino acid transporter 1
Biological process (GO): L-arginine import across plasma membrane; L-ornithine transmembrane transport
Cellular component (GO): plasma membrane
Molecular function (GO): L-ornithine transmembrane transporter activity; L-arginine transmembrane transporter activity; L-lysine transmembrane transporter activity
Source: RefSeq, a predicted model, not a curated record